GCAGCUCUGAUGGUUUCAGCAGAAAAUCUGACAUUUAAUUCAUUAGAGAUUGAAACUGCUGAGACACACACACACACACACACACACACACUAUAACACACACUCUGUAAUGUACACAGAGCUCCUCCUCCUCCUCCUCCUCCUCCUCCUCUGUGCUGCAGUCCCUCUUCAGUCAGAUCAGAGCUGUUGCUGCUGCAGACAGGAUCCUGAACUGAUCCGGAUCAGACCACGUUCUGUUACUCAGACUGGGCUUCACAGGUUCUCCUAGUUCUCUGUUGGUUCUCCUGGUUCUCUGUUGGUUCUCCUGGUUCUCCUGGUUCUCUCCUGUUGUUGGAGUGAAGAGACAACAUGAGGAGGAGAGGAGGAGAACAGAAGAGUCCAACCUGAGGAGGAGAAAAGAUUCAGGAUGUCAGGUAACUGGUCAGUCCUGAGGCUGUCAUCACUGGCCCCACCCACCAGCCCUGUAGCCCCGCCCCCUCCCAACAGCUCCCAGCACCCCCUUUUUUCAGACUGGGAGGCUCCCACUUUCACCCGGGCCGCUCAGUUCCGAGUCGGAGCCACCUUGGUCCUCUUCCUGUUUGCGGCCUGCAGUAACCUCGCCCUAUUGGCCAGCGUGUGGCGUGGGCGUGGCCGUCGGUUGGCGUCUCACCUGCGGCCGCUGAUGCUGAGCCUGGCGUCGGCUGACCUGAUGAUGACGUUCAUGGUGAUGCCUCUGGACGCGGUGUGGAACGUGACGGUGCAGUGGUAUGGAGGCGAUGUGCUCUGUAAACUGCUCUGCUUCCUGAAGCUGUUCGCCAUGCACGCCUCUGCCUUCAUCCUCGUCGUCAUCAGCCUGGACCGCCAGCAUGCCAUCCUACACCCGCUAGAUGCUCUGAGCGCACACCGCAGGAACCGACGUAUGCUGCUGCUGGCCUGGAGCCUCAGCCUGCUGCUUGCAUCACCACAGCUGUUUAUCUUCAGGGCGAUCAGGAUGGAGGGCGUAGACUUCACUCAGUGUGCGACUCACGGCAGCUUCAGUCGUCGUUGGCAGGAAACUGUUUACAACAUGUUUCACUUCAUCACAUUGUACGUCGUCCCCCUGCUGGCGAUGAGCUGCUGCUACAGCCGCAUCCUGCUGCACAUCCACCAUCAACACCUGAGGGAGAAAGCAGGUGAGUCGCACCUGCGUCGCAGUGGCACCGACAUCAUCCCGAAAGCUCGGAUGAAGACUCUGAAGAUGACGGUGGUCAUCGUGCUGUCCUUCGUGGUGUGCUGGACUCCGUACUAUCUGCUGGGGAUUUGGUACUGGUUCCAGCCCGACAUGCUGCGCUUCACACCUGAGUACGUCCACCACGCCCUCUUCGUGUUCGGGAACCUGAAUACCUGCUGCGACCCUGUCAUCUACGGCUUCUAUACCCCGUCUUUCAGGGCCGACCUCGCCGCCUGCUGCCGCCGGACAUCGAGGGGCGCCAAUGCCUCUCCGCGAUCUCCGGACCGGCUGUCCGCCAGGCAGGGUCCUCACAGUGGAGAGCAUGAGUCGGACCCCGCCUCCAACAAUCAGGCAGGAGACUGACAACAACCAAUCAGAGGACAGAACUACAUCAACAGGACCAAUCAGAGGACAGAAGUACACCAACAGGACCAAUCAGAGAACUACACCAACAGGACCAAUCAGAGGACAGAAGUACACCAACAGGACCAAUCAGAGAACUACACCAACAGGACCAAUCAGAGGACAGAAGUACACCAACAGGACCAAUCAGAGAACUACACCAACAGGACCAAUCGGAGGACAGGACUACAUCAACAUGACCAAUCAGAGAACUACACCAACAGGACCAAUCGGAGGACAGGACUACAUCAACAUGGCCAAUCAGAGGACAGGACUACACCAACAGGACCAAUCAGAGGACAGAUCUAUAUGCCAAUUACCACCACAGACGUGUAGCUGCAGAUUUCAGUUUAAUAUUUAAAAUCCAGGUUUUUCUUUGGCGUGAUUUUUUUUAUUGUGUCUGUUCUUUAAAACAUAUUUGUCAAUAGAAUCAGAAUAAAGUCAUGUAACAGAG
Messenger RNA from Lates calcarifer (barramundi perch), 2045 nucleotides. Its product is annotated as gonadotropin-releasing hormone II receptor-like. Gene Ontology annotation, molecular function: peptide binding; gonadotropin-releasing hormone receptor activity. The coding region runs from base 407 to 1552 and encodes 381 amino acids. Gene Ontology annotation, cellular component: membrane. The transcript has 4 exons. NCBI's taxonomy places the organism in Eukaryota, Metazoa, Chordata, Actinopteri, Centropomidae. Gene Ontology annotation, biological process: G protein-coupled receptor signaling pathway. The record is from RefSeq and is a predicted model, not a curated record.